Messenger RNA from Hibiscus syriacus, 1573 nucleotides. Its product is annotated as cytokinin hydroxylase-like. NCBI's taxonomy places the organism in Eukaryota, Viridiplantae, Streptophyta, Magnoliopsida, Malvales, Malvaceae. Bases 1 to 1560 code for a protein of 519 amino acids. Gene Ontology annotation, molecular function: oxidoreductase activity, acting on paired donors, with incorporation or reduction of molecular oxygen; iron ion binding; heme binding. The transcript is spliced from 4 exons. The record is from RefSeq and is a predicted model, not a curated record.
AUGGGGUUUUUCGAGUUAUCCCGAGUUUUUUUCAUCUUAGCCUUGGUGGUUUCUCUUCUUUAUUUGUUCUUUAGACUAUUAUUCUCUUGCUGGGUUCUUCCCAUUCGAGUUUACCGUAAGAUUAAGAAGAAUGGGUUUGAUGGUCCAAUUCCUAGUUUCCCUCUGGGGAAUAUUACGGAGAUAAAAAUUAGUAAGAAUGUCAAAGAUUCUUCGUUUGGAUUCUCUGGUAUUUCCCAUGAUAUACACUCCACUGUGUUUCCUUAUUUUGCUAACUGGCAAAAGAUUCAUGGAAAAGUGUUCAUCUACUGGCUGGGGACUGAGCCUUUUCUAUACAUUGCUGAACCGGAGUUUCUUAGAAAAAUGUCUUCGAGUGUUCUGGGGAAAAACUGGGGAAAACCCACGGUGUUUAAACGUGAUAGGAAGCCGAUGUUCGGGAGUGGACUUGUGAUGGUUGAAGGAGACGAUUGGGUUCGUCAUCGCCAUGUUAUCACUCCGGCAUUUUCCCCAGCUAACUUGAAGGCUAUGACAAGCUCGAUGGUGGAACCUGCCAAUUUGAUGCUUGACGAGUGGACAGCCCUAAUAAGCUCCGGUCGAUCUGAAAUCGACGUCGAAAGAGAAAUCACAACAACGGCGGGGGAGAUCAUAGCGAGGACCAGCUUCGGGUUGAGCAACCAAAAGGGACGUAAAGUGUAUGAAAAAUUGAGAGCCAUGCAAAUCACCCUUUUUAACUCCAACCGAUACGUGGGCGUUCCUUUCAGCAAAUGGCUUUGCCUUAAGAAAACCCUAGAAGCCAGGAAACUUGGCAAAGAGAUAGACCAACUCCUUUUAUCCCUCAUCGUCGCUCGUAAAAUGACUUGGGACGGAUCCACUCAGAAGGAUUUGUUGGGUUUAUUGAUGGAAGGCAGCCACGCUGACGGCGGUGCUGGGAAGAGCUUGACGACGAGGGAGCUUAUCGAUGAGUGCAAGACUUUCUUCUUUGGUGGCCACGAAACCACCGCGUUGGCACUCACUUGGACCUUGCUGGUCUUGGCCUUGUAUCCUCAAUGGCAAGACCAACUGAGGGAGGAAAUCAGAGAGAUGAUCGGAGAUGAUGGUGAGAUCGAUUUUACUCGACUCUCUAGCUUAAAAAAGAUGGAAUGGGUGAUGAAAGAGGUGCUAAGACUAUACUCACCAGCACCAAAUGCACAAAGGCAAGCAAGAGAGGAUAUAAAGGUGGAUGAUCUUAUUAUCCCUAAUGGAACCAACAUCUGGAUCGACGUUGUGGGGAUGCACCAUGAUCCGGCGUUAUGGGGCGACGAUGUAAACGAGUUCCGACCGGAGCGGUUCGAGAAUGAUAGUCUGUACGGAGGGUGUAAGCACAAGAUGGGGUACUUGCCAUUCGGGUUCGGAGGGAGGAUGUGCGUUGGGAGGAAUUUAACGAUGAUGGAAUACAAAGUUGUAUUAACUCUUAUGCUUAGGAGGUUUUCCUUUUCAACGUCUCCUAAUUAUCGCCAUUCCCCUUCUACUCUUCUUUCCUUGAGGCCUAGACAUGGACUGCCUCUCAUAGUUCAACUCAUUUAGUCUUUUUUAAAUG